Messenger RNA from Erpetoichthys calabaricus (reedfish), 1571 nucleotides. RefSeq names its product transducin beta like 2 (gene tbl2). Gene Ontology annotation, biological process: endoplasmic reticulum unfolded protein response. The coding region runs from base 98 to 1432 and encodes 444 amino acids. The record is from RefSeq and is a predicted model, not a curated record. The transcript is spliced from 7 exons. Gene Ontology annotation, molecular function: protein binding. Gene Ontology annotation, cellular component: endoplasmic reticulum. NCBI's taxonomy places the organism in Eukaryota, Metazoa, Chordata, Cladistia, Polypteriformes, Polypteridae.
GACGUCACUACGGGUACGCAGACGUGUUCACCCUAGCGUCUUUUCUGACGAGCUCGUUCUCGACACUGUUUUCGCUAACGUGGCAGAAAGCUUCUCGAUGAACAUGGAGCUGGCGUUUCUAAUUCCCGUCUCUGUUGUACUGGGUGCACUUGUACUGUUGGUGGUUGUCACUGUUGGAAAGAAAUGGGGUCAGUCGAUGCAGACAGAGGAACAAAGCAAGGAACGAUCUGAGAAGAAAGCAAAUGGAACGGUUGGCAGGACAGCUGCAUCUAAAAAGCAAACCAAACAGCAACGUCUGCGGAAGGAACGACCGCAGCAGCAUGCUUUCUCCCAUCAACUUCUUGCUGCCUCACUCAAGGCCCACAGUGGAAAUAUUUCCAGUCUGGAUUUUAGCAGCAAUGGCAAGUACUUAGCAUCAUGUUCUGAAGAUCGCACUAUUAGAAUAUGGAGCACAAAAGACUUCAUGGAAAAAGAACAUCGUUGCAUCCGUGCCAAUGUGGAGUUAGAUCAUGCUGUGUUUGUGCGGUUCAGCCCAGAUUCAAGAGCCUUCAUUACAUGGCUGGCCAAUGGGGAGACAAUCCGCAUCUUUAAGAUGAGCAAGAAGGAGGAUGGCUCCAUCACAUACAUUGCUUCUCCAGAGGAAUUUUCCCAGAGACACAAAGCUUCAGUUAUUAACAUUGGCAUAGCAGAUACAGGAAAAUUCAUUAUGACUGCAUCCAAUGAUACAACCAUCCUCAUCUGGAACUUAAAAGGGGAAGUUAUGGCUUCUAUUAAUACCAAUCAGAUGACAAAUGCAUAUGCAACAAUCUCACCUUGUGGACGGUUUGUGGCAUCUUGUGGUUUCACACCUGAUGUGAAGGUAUGGGAAGUGUGUUUUGGGAAGGGUGGUGACUUCAAGGAGGUGACACGCGCUUUUGAUUUGAAGGGUCAUUCUGCUGGUGUCCACUACUUUGCCUUCUCAAAUGACUCUCGGCGAAUGGCAAGUAUUUCCAAAGACAAUACGUGGAAGCUAUGGGACACUGAUGUGGAAUACAAGAAGCAGCAGGAUCCUUACCUUCUCAUGACUGGCAACUAUACAGUAGUAGAGCCAUGUCACAUAGCUCUUUCUCCAGAUGCCCGUGUUGUGGCCAUCUCUUGUGGCAAUGACAUGGCCCUUUACAAUACUGAAGAUGGCAAACUGGAGGAAGAAUUCCACAAUGUCCACAGCGAGGAUAUCUCUGAUCUGAGGUUUGAUAUUAACAGUCGAUUUGUGGUGACCACCGGGGACCGUGUUAUCCGUGUAUUUCACAACACUCCUGGGUACCGUGCUGCUAUUCGUGAUAUGGAAAAAAUGCUGAAAAAAGCAUCAAACAGUUGUAUGCGCCAGAGACUACAACAGCAGAUCAAAGAGGCUAAAAGUGCCUUGAACAAAGUUUGCAACAGCAGACAAUAGGGACUUGACCCAUUUUGGUCACAAAAUCAGAAAUGGCUUUUGUGAUGUCCUUAAGUUUGCGGGACAAACAUCAUAUCUUUGUUUUAAAUUGAUUGCAUUUCUAAUAAAAGUGCAUUGGUUUUGCACAUAAAUGAGACAA